CCGGUUAUGUGAACAUAACAUUUUUUGGAUUUGUAUUACACAAUAAAAAAAGAAUAGAACAUUUUCCAUCUUUAGAUCACAGUUCAAGUUUAAUAUCUUUGGGGAAAAUGAUUAAACAUUUAAACAAACUUUUAUUGCAUUUCAAAAAAGUUUUUGUCAUACAUCCCUGUCUUCUGAUAUUGGUUUGAAAUAUUGGUUUCUCUUAAUGUGAAAUUAAAUGCUAUAAGUUACGUUUUUCAAUUAUUUUUGUUAAAAUAAAUUUAUUUGACGUCAUGCUCCAUUUUUUCGAUAAUUUAAAGAGAAUGGUAUAUAUCACAAUGUUUUUCACUAACCCAAUUCUCUUUCUCUUCUUCAUAAACGAUUUAGAUUGCCUCGAAAAUUUUAAAGCUAAAAAGCUUUUUAAAAGGGAAUAUUCUGAUUGGUUAACUUUUACUCGUCAAGAAUUUAUUGAUAUUGAAAGUGGAUUCUUUUCUGGAACAAAAUUAGAAGAUUUAGUUCCAAAUCAUUCAGGGAAUAACUCAAAAUGGAAAUUUAUGAACAAAAAUAUAAACGAUUAUUUAUCCAGUUUGUGGGAAGCAUGCGCCGAGAAGUAUUUUCAUUUGAAAAGUUCUGAUCAUUUUGGAAGAACAAGAAGAACAUCCUACUGUCUCUGGGAUGCUAUGCUCAAAACUUUCAACUUAUAUUCAGUGUUUAGUGAUAAGAAAGUGCUAACAAACCAACCUUGGUGGCCUUUAGACUUAGAGUUGAUGUCAUUAAUUUGGAUUUAUAUGAGUUGUACACAACAUACAAGAGAUAUUUUCUGCCCUAAGCCAUGCAAGAACAAACCUUGCAAAAGAAAGAUUCAUAAAGAUAGGGUUGACUGGUACAAUCAAUUCAGUUGUAUUACUUCAGGAGAAUCUUUAUUUAAGGAUGAUUAUAAAUGCAUAUGCAAAGAAAAUUUUAUCUGGAAUAAGGAAAAGAAGUUAUGUGUUGAGCAAGACUUUUGUCAAGGAUCGUAUUGUGUAUUAGAGAACGUUGUAAAUUGUACACUAGAUACAUCACAGAACUUUAUGAAAAUAAAAUGUCACUGCAAAGCUGAAUUUUAUGGCGAUAGAUGCGAAAUUCAAUACAACGCUUGUAGUAUAGAAUCACAUCCGAUUCUAACUGAGCUAAGGAAAUUAAAAGCUAACGUUCCAAAGACUGGAGAUGAGUUGUGUAGAUUUGGUAUUAUCAAUCAAAACUUUAUUGCACAACAGCCUAAAUGUGUUCCCCUGGAAAAGAAUUUUAUUUGCCAAUGUCCUCAGGGUUAUAGGGAUAACCAUACUGAAAUUUAUCCAAACUGCAAUAUAAGGGAUCUGAAGUGCAGAUUAUGUUCAGAGGCGGAAGAAUGUGAUUUGAAAAAGACAAAUAGCUGCAGAUGUCAUGGUCGUAUCAAAGAUUGCAAUAAAUAUGUUGACAAAUGGGGUCCAUGGAAAGAGUGGUCGGAUUGCCCUGAUUCCUGUAAUCAAAAUAUUCGCUUUAUUAGACGACGAUCAAGAAAAUGUGAAACUCAUGAUAGAAAGCAAGCGGCCAUUAGUGCUUGUUCUCUUCAAGGCGGCGGAGUGGCGAUUCAAGAAGAAAGUUGUCAUGGUGAACCCUGUAUUGAGGUACCAAAAUGGGGGCCUUGGUCAAAUUGGGGGAAGUGUACAAGAACAUGUGGGGGCGGUUAUCGAACAAAAGGAAGAAAUUGUAUUUUCAGUGAUAUUCAGAAUAUUACUAAUUUUUGUCAUGGCUCCCAUAUCGUUAUAGAAGUCUGUAGCUUAAUAGAUUGUAAGCGUUCUAUUAGACCCUCUGACAUCGGUUUAAAAAUUCGUAAAAGCGCGCUGGAGUGGGGAUUAUGGCUUCCUUGGUCAAAGUGUGGAUGGACUGGUAACUGUGGUAAGGAUCUGGCUAUCAGACUUCGAUCUUGUAACGACGGUUCAGGGGCUUGCUUUGGCUCGGCAUUUGAUGUUAUCAAUUGUUAUAAGAAGUGUUCAAGAUCAUAUGAAGGAUUUCACGCUUGGCAACCUUGGACUUCCUGCAAUAAAGAUCAAACUACGUGCUCAAGAGUGCGUAAUUGCACUGCUGUUGGUCAUAAACAAUGUAGAGGCUUUUCCAAACAAGUUGCUCAAUGUCAAAAUAAAAUUUGCGUAGGAGGUAGUCCAAGAUACCUCUCCAGAACAAUGCUUGGAUUAUCUGGAAUGAAAAUGUUUGAUAAAGAGAUAAACUUCGAUCAAACGCAAUUUCUAUUGGACGAUGUAAAAUAUCAUAGACCAAAGUAAGGUCGAUAUACUAUAGAUAUUCCAAUGACCUUUAUUUGGUCUAUGAAGAUGUUUAAAUGGAAACAUUAUCGAAGAAAAAUAUUCAUAGGAGAUAAAGAUUACUUUGAAAGUCUAAGUAGUAAACUUAAAUCGAAACGAAUGUUGAAAAAUUUUAUUUUGUUUGCACCACCUAUAUUCGAAGCUAUAAUGUUACUCAUAUUUUGUUACUAUUUCUAUAAGCAUAGAUUAACAGUACAGUGUGCAAGACGCAAUAUUUCAUCUCUCGCUCAUUCCAAAAGUACAUGGAUAUGGACAGCCAAAGAUGAAAUGGAGAGGCUAAAGCAUGAAUUUACUAAAACACUUUUACAACAAGAAACUGAAGGUAUUUAAAACAGAAUUAAGUGAACAUAAAUUGCUAUUAUUUUAACUUGGGUUUCUUAUAAACUGUUAUAUCGUUACUAGUUGAAAAGUCUAAUUUCAAAGUCUUUAAAUUUGAUUUUUCUUGGCUCUAGAAGUUUUAACAAGAUGACGAACUUUAAAAAGUCAUCGCAUAGAUUACAACUCCUCUUCAAGACAUGUGAGGCUUUCCACUGACUCAAAAUCAAGGAAUGAAUUCAAGCUCUUUUUCUUCAAUUUAAGUUUCAUGAAAGAUGGCAGCUUUUGACAAAUUAUGAGCUGCCCAUCAACAUCUAGCUAACAGCCAUACAUCGAGCCACAACCUUAGGUUGAGCUCCUUGGAGUCAUUGCUCCUCCUCUGGUCAUUGAUCUCUAUAACAGAACUCCAUCUACCGUCAUCUUCAAGUAUUGAAAGGUGUAACCAUAACUUUAAUCCUCACUUUGUUUUCUCAAAAAAGCUUCAGUCAUUUAGUUAAGAUGUUAAUAUAUAUUGCUAAUGAUGGUUUAGCUAUAAUAUCCCCUUUAGCAAAGAUCUAAUUAUCAAUCUAUAAAUUUUAUUGAGAUUAAUUUGAAUAAAUGUUUAACCUCUUAUUUUAUCAAUGAUCAUUAGUCCUGUUUAAAUUCCUCAUGGCAACCAGUAAUUCGGCAAUCGAAUGCCAACCAUGUAGCGAAAUUGAAAAUUUCUACUAAACCGAAUAUCUUUUAACACUGUUUUUUCAUACUUUUUCACUUUUCUUUCCCCACUCAAGAUGUCAGUAGGGUCUUUGUAAACAAACUUCAGUUGGGCUGGUAAUGAUUUAAAGGUUGUGUAUUUUUUCUUACUGGAAAUACAAAAAUGCUACCAUGAGUUCUUGGGGCACAUGUGCAAUUUUCAAAUUC
Molecule: messenger RNA, 3533 nt
Organism: Dimorphilus gyrociliatus
Lineage: Eukaryota; Metazoa; Annelida; Polychaeta; Dinophilidae
Source: the annotation of a GenBank genome assembly